Messenger RNA from Aegilops tauschii subsp. strangulata, 560 nucleotides. The record is from RefSeq and is a predicted model, not a curated record. Lineage: Eukaryota; Viridiplantae; Streptophyta; Magnoliopsida; Poales; Poaceae.
ACAAGCUAACAACAAGUUCAAAAGAGAAUAUUCCAGCGCAGGAACAGCAGCCGGAGGAAGAAGAAGAAGAAGAAGAGGGAGCGGGUGGUGGUAUUCUGUUUGAGCGAUGGAAGGGCUGAUCCCGUUCGUGAUCGACGCGAUCAGGAAGAGCCACGCGAGGGACAGCUACCGCUGCGCCUCCUCGGACGGCAGCUCCCACGGGGGCAGCGGCAGCAGGCGGCACCUCAUAGACUACCGGGAGCUGCCGGCCGGAGCGGCCGACGCCGAUGCCAUCCGCCACCAAGGCCCGUGGUCGGAGUUUAUCCAGGCGCCGGCCGACGUGCGUCCUUCCGAGGAGCACGCCCGGCCGGCCGCCGCGGUCGCCGGGUCGGCUUAUCGCUGGAAAUGAGCACGUACGCUUCAUGUCUCAAGGCGCUUUUGCUUAGUUGUUAAUUACAGCUAUUGGAUUGGUUUUGUUCAUUGUUUGCCUUAGGCAUGUACGCAAAGGGAUUUCGUGUGGGGCGUCAAGGGGCGCCUUGACAUACAUUUGUCAUGUGUCAUUGCUUUUCAGUGCGUUCAAA